Molecule: messenger RNA, 5418 nt
Organism: Knipowitschia caucasica
Lineage: Eukaryota; Metazoa; Chordata; Actinopteri; Gobiiformes; Gobiidae
Source: the annotation of a GenBank genome assembly
AUGGAGACGCAGAGGUGGUCCGCCAGGUGGAAAACGAAAAGGCGGCUUUUGGACUCAACGCUUACCGCUGUCACCACGCUCCUUUUGCUUGUACAAAUCGCUUCUGUCCGCGCAGCUGAGCCAGUGGACGUCCUAAAGGUGCUAGAUUUCCAAAGUUCUCCAGAUGGCGUACAAAAAACACCGGGAUUCUGCAAAAUGAGGAGAGGAGCCAAACCAGACAUCGCGUACCGAGUGAGCAAACAGGCCCAGAUCAGCGCCCCCACAAACCAGCUCUUCCCAGGUGGAGUUUUCCCAGAGGACUUCUCCAUCAUGUUUACCAUUAAGCCCAAAGCCGGCCUCCAGUCGUUCCUCUUGUCUGUGUACAACCAGCAGGGCCUCCAGCAGUUGGGGGUGGAGGUGGGCCGGGCCCCUGUGUUUCUGUACGAGGACCAACACGGAAAACCUGCCCCCGAGGAGUACCCACUGUUCCGCUCUGUCAACCUGGCUGACGGCAAAUGGCACCGUGUGGCUAUCAGCGUGGAAAAGAAGAGUGUCACCAUGAUCGUGGACUGUAAGAAGAAAGUUUCUCGACCUCUGAGCAGAAGUGACCAGGCUGUGAUCAACACUGAGGGCAUUACUGUUUUUGGCACAAGGAUCCUGGAUGAAGAGGUCUUUGAGGGAGACAUCCAGCAGCUGUUGAUUGUGGCGGACCCUCGUGCAGCUCACGAUUACUGUGAACACUACAGCCCAGACUGUGAGGGCCCGGACCACCACGACACGCCCCAAGCCCAGGAGCCCGAGGAGGACGUGUACACUAACUAUGACUAUGGGGAUGUCUAUGACUACAGUGAAGGAGAGGUCGAAACAGUCCCUCCCCCGACCGAACCAACCAAGACAGAGACGAAUGCAGGAGCUGACUAUUACCCAAGUGAAUAUGACUACACCACAGUGGAUGGAGGUCCCCCUGACGCCAACACAGAUACCGCUGGACAGGAUCAGACUUUUACUGAAGAGAUUGUUGACGAUUACAUCACCGGCGUGGAGCAGGUGGGGGCGGAGCCUACUGCUGCCGUGGAGAAAGCUGAACCUGCCACUGACGUUUACGAGUUCAAAGAGUACGACCUGAAAAACUAUGACAACAAGGAGUUUGUGGAGAAGACCUACGAGUACGGGGACUAUGAGUAUGGCACAGGCCCAGCUAAGCCCACACAAGAAGAGGAGUUUGGGCCCGGCGUACCAGCUGAAACCGACAUCAGAGAGAGCACUGUCCAAGGACAAAGUUACCUGGGAGAGAAGGGGGAGAAAGGAGAACCUGCUGUUAUUGAACCAGGGAUGAUUAUUGAAGGAGCCCAAGGAGCGCCCGGCCAAGCAGGUGUUCCUGGUACCCCCGGACUGCAGGGCCCCCCAGGUGCCUCCGGAGAUCCUGGCGAGAGGGGUCCUCCAGGCCGACCCGGUAUCCCUGGCUCAGACGGCGUGCCGGGGCCUCCAGGUACCAUCAUGAUGCUGCCUUUCAGAGCUGGUGGGGAGUCCCAUAAAGGCCCAGUGGUGUCUGCACAAGAAGCCCAAGCUCAGGCCAUUCUGUCCCAGGCCAGGCUCGCCAUGAGAGGAGCUCCGGGGCCCAGUGGAAUGACAGGGAGGUCCGGGCCUGUGGGAAAUCCUGGUGCCCCUGGACUUAAAGGUGAUGGUGGUGACUCCGGGCCACAGGGACCCAGAGGUCUUCAGGGCCCUACUGGUCUGCCUGGAAAACCCGGGAAAAGAGGCCGUAAUGGUGCAGACGGAGCUCGCGGGCUGUCGGGAGAAUCAGGAGCAAAGGGUGACCGUGGCUUUGAUGGCCUCCCAGGACUUCCAGGAGAGAAAGGCCACAGAGGUGAAAUUGGGUCUUCAGGCCCCCCAGGAUCACCCGGAGAAGAUGGGCCCAGGGGAGAGGAUGGACCAGUUGGGCAAAGAGGUGUGGCUGGAGAGGGUGGUCCCCGAGGCUUGCUUGGUCCAAGAGGCACUGCAGGUCCAUCCGGGCAGCGCGGUAUUCCCGGGUUGGACGGGCAGCCGGGUCCCAAAGGCAACAUGGGACCUCAAGGUGAAUCCGGACCUCCAGGACAGCAGGGCAUGCCAGGCCCCAAUGGUCUGAUAGGCUCUCAAGGCCCGAUCGGUCCUCCCGGAGAAAAAGGACCUCAAGGUAAACAGGGAUUGGCUGGACUUGCUGGCGCGGACGGCCCUCCUGGUCAUCCAGGAAAAGAGGGUCCCACUGGCGAGAAAGGGGCAUCUGGUAACCCCGGACCUCCCGGAACUAUCGGCUACCCUGGACCCCGUGGUGUCAAAGGAGCAGAGGGAAUCCGUGGGCUUAAAGGUGGCAAAGGAGAGAAGGGAGAAGAUGGAUUCCCCGGCUUCAAAGGUGACAUGGGCCUGAAAGGAGACAAGGGUGAAGGUGGAGUCUUGGGCCCCAGAGGAGAGGACGGACCUGAGGGACCCAAAGGCAAAUCGGGACCCAACGGAGAGUCAGGGCCUAUGGGAUCAGCGGGAGAAAAGGGAAAACUUGGAGUCCCUGGAUUGCCUGGUUAUCCCGGAAGACAAGGAUCAAAGGGUUCCACCGGUUUCAAUGGAUUUCCAGGAGCAAAUGGAGAGAAGGGAGCAAGGGGGAUUGCCGGUAAACCUGGCCCAAGAGGACAGCGCGGACCAACGGGGCCUCGUGGUGGUCGUGGAGCCAGGGGACCUACAGGAAAACCAGGACAAAAGGGCAACUCUGCGAACGAUGGACCACCCGGACCGCCAGGAGAGAGGGGACCUAAUGGACCCCAAGGACCAGUUGGUUUCCCUGGACCUAAAGGACCCAAUGGGCCAGCGGGAAAAGAUGGACUCCCCGGACAUCCAGGCCAGAGAGGAGAGACGGGUUUCCAAGGAAAAACUGGACCUCCAGGACCAGGUGGAGUGGUUGGACCAAUGGGUCCCACUGGAGAGACUGGCCCGGGUGGAGAGAGAGGACACCCAGGAACCCCAGGCCCUCCCGGUGAACAAGGUCUGCCUGGAUCUGCCGGCAAAGAGGGAGGAAAGGGAGACCCAGGCCCCAUGGGUAUUUCUGGCAAAGUCGGUCCCCAGGGUCUGAGAGGUUUCCAGGGCGUGAGGGGUCUUCCCGGAGCUAUGGGUCCGGCCGGUCUGAAAGGAGGAGAAGGGCCUCAGGGUCCCCAGGGCCCCCUUGGUUCUCCCGGAGAGAGAGGUGCUGCAGGUCCAGGAGGUCCCAUUGGAACUACAGGACGCAAUGGACCCCAAGGACCCCCCGGCCCAGCAGGAGAGAAGGGAGGACCUGGAGAGAAGGGUCCGAUAGGUCCAGCUGGCAGGGAUGGUAUCCAGGGUCCUGUGGGUCUGCCCGGUGCUGGAGGUCCUCAAGGGCCUCCUGGAGAGGAUGGAGACAAGGGUGAAGUUGGCGGACCGGGACAGAAGGGAAGCAAAGGAGACAAGGGUGAAGGCGGUCCCCCAGGCCCUAGCGGUCUUCAGGGCGUGAUCGGAGCUCCAGGGCCAGCUGGUACCGACGGUGAGGCAGGUCCCCGGGGACAACAAGGGAUGUUUGGGCAGAAAGGAGACGAAGGACCCAGAGGUUUCCCCGGACUUCCAGGACCCAUCGGACUGCAAGGCUUGCCGGGGCCUCCUGGUGAGAAGGGAGAGAAUGGAGAUGUGGGAUCAAUGGGUCGCGCUGGUCCACCCGGUUCCAGAGGUCCUCAAGGUUCCAGCGGAGCCACUGGAGCUCAAGGCCCUCCUGGUGGUGUGGGUUCACCCGGAGCUGUUGGAGAGAAGGGAGAGACGGGAGAAUCUGGCAACCCUGGUUCCCCUGGAGAGUCCGGCACUGGGGGCUCUAAAGGGGAGAUUGGUGAGAAAGGAGAGACUGGCCCUCCUGGAGCUGCUGGCCCCGCUGGAGGAAGAGGACCGGGCGGAGAUGACGGCCCCAAAGGAAACCCUGGCCCAGUUGGAUUCCCUGGAGAUCCUGGUCCCCCUGGAGAGCCAGGAGUCGCAGGUCUUGAUGGUUUGCCUGGUGACAAGGGAGAUGACGGGGAAGGAGGUCAACCUGGUCCUCCUGGUCCAUCUGGUGAAGCUGGAGUGCCGGGACCUCCUGGCAAACGGGGCUCUGCUGGAAAAGCCGGUCCGGAGGGCAGACAAGGCGAGAAGGGAGCCAAGGGAGAGGCUGGAGCAGAGGGCGCCGUCGGUCAAACUGGACCAGUUGGACCUCAGGGACCUCCUGGAAAAACCGGAGCCGAGGGUUUGAGAGGAAUCCCAGGACCUGUGGGUGAACAAGGACUUCCUGGUGCUUCUGGUCAGGACGGACCCCCUGGACCUAUUGGUCCUCCUGGACUUCCCGGAAUGAAAGGUGACUCUGGAUUCAAGGGAGAGAAGGGUCAUCCUGGUUUGAUUGGACUGAUCGGACCCCCUGGUGAGCCUGGAGAGAAGGGAGACCGAGGACUGCCUGGCCCUCAGGGAUUAGCCGGAGGAAAGGGAGAGGCUGGCAUUGGUGGUUCUGCGGGUCCACUGGGUCCUCCUGGUCCCCCUGGUAUUCCUGGAACUCUAGGACAGAAGGGUGCUAAAGGAUCAAUUGGUACUGCCGGUCAGAAGGGAGACACAGGAACCAUUGGACCACCAGGACCACCUGGCCCUCCCGCUGAGGUGAUCCAGCCUUUACCCAUCCAGCACUCCGGGAAGAGCAAGCGGCAGGCGGAGGAGCAGGCGGACGCAGCCAUGGCUGACUAUGGUCUGGCUGAGGGCAUAGAGGACGUGUUUGGGUCUCUGAAUAACCUCAAGCAAGACAUUGAGAGGAUGAAGUUCCCCCUGGGCACUCAGGACAACCCGGCUCGCACCUGCCAAGACCUGCACCUCAGCCAGCCAGACUUCCCUGAUGGUCAAUACUGGAUAGAUCCAAACCAGGGUUGCAUCGGCGACUCCAUCAAAGUCUUCUGUAACUUCACAGCUGGAGGAGAGACCUGCAUCAACCCAGACAAGAAGUCCUCAGGGGUUAGAAUAUCCAACUGGCCCAAAGAGUCUCCAGGAUCAUGGUUCAGUGAAUUCAAACGAGGGAAGAUUCUGAACUACGUGGACAUUUCGGAGAGCGAGAUCACGUCGGUCCAGAUGACGUUCCUGAAGCUGCUCAGCUCUUCGGCGCGGCAGAACUUCACCUACAUCUGUCACCAGUCCGUGGCCUGGUACGACGCUAAAGACGACGGCCACCAGAAGGCGCUGCGCUUCCUGGGCUCCAACGACGAGGAGAUGUCCUACGAUAACAACCCCUACAUCAAAGCCCUCACAGACGGAUGCUCGUUGAAGCAGGGCUACUCUCGGUCAGUGCUGGAGAUCAACACGCCGCGCAUCGACCAGCUGCCCAUCAUCGACGUCAUGCUCAACGACUUCGGACAGACCAACCAGCGAUUCGGCUUCGAGGUGGGCCCCGUGUGCUUUGCGGGCUAG